Jatropha curcas is the source of this 1752-nucleotide messenger RNA. RefSeq names its product Hs1pro-1_N and Hs1pro-1_C domain-containing protein (gene HSPRO2). The record is from RefSeq and is a predicted model, not a curated record. Gene Ontology annotation, molecular function: heme binding; metal ion binding. NCBI's taxonomy places the organism in Eukaryota, Viridiplantae, Streptophyta, Magnoliopsida, Malpighiales, Euphorbiaceae. Gene Ontology annotation, biological process: defense response.
CGCUCUUUCCUUCUCUUUGUCGCUCACAACGUUUCAAAUUAUAUUCAAUUCAAAAUUAAAAUCAAACCAUUUCAUUUUCCAAUUUCUUUCCUUUCUGUUUUAUGAAACAUGGUUGAUUUAGAUUGGAAAGCUAAGAUGGUAUCCUCUGAUCUUCCAAACAAAUCCCCCAAACUCUCUAACAAGCUUAAUGUUAGUAUUCCUUCUACAACGCCGUUCCGUGGUGUUACCAAUUUCUCACCGGUUUCAGCUUCCGAUCCCGCUUGUGCAGCCUACGAGCACUAUCUCCGCCUAGAUGAACUGAGGAAGUUGUGGAGUACUAAAGAGUUUCCUGAUUGGAAAAACGAGUCGAUUUUGAAACCGGCUUUGCAGGCUUUAGAAAUUACAUUUCGGUUCGUUUCUACGAUUUUGUCUGAUCCGAGACCGUACGCGAAUCGGAGAGAAUGGAAACGGAGGCUUGAGUCUCUCUCUACUUCACAAAUUGAGCUGAUUGCUAUGCUCUGUGAAGAUGAGGAAGAAGAAGGAGAGACACGCGGUACGGCACCAAUCGUCGAUUUAAGCUCAUCUAAUGGUGUUUUAGCUCGCGAUGGGAGCUACGCUGAGGUGUGGAAGGUCUCACCGGAAACCACCGUGGUCAACAGGACAAGCGAGGCCAGCUUGCUCCCUCGCCUGGCGACGUGGCAGAAAUCAGAGGACAUCGCGCAGAAAAUCCUCUACUCAAUCGAAUGUGAAAUGAGGCGGUGUCCUUACACUCUGGGUCUAGGAGAACCAAACCUCGCCGGUAAACCUAAUCUCGACUACGACGCUGUUUGCAAACCGAACGACGUUCACAAUCUUAAGAAGAGUCCGUAUGAUCACAUAGACAACCAUGAGAACCAAACGCUGUACACAACGCACCAGAUUCUAGAGUCAUGGAUCCAAGUAGCUAAAGAACUCAUUAAACGCAUAAUUGAAAGAAUCGAAAGCAAGAAAUUCGGCAAAGCAUCAAGUGAUUGCUAUAUGCUGGAGAGAAUCUGGAAGCUUCUAUCAGAAAUUGAAGAUUUGCAUGUAUUAAUGGAUCCUGACGAUUUCUUGAGACUCAAAAACCAGCUCUUAAUGCGAUCGCGGGACGAAUCGGAGGCGUUUUGUUUUAGAUCAAAAGCGCUGGUAGAGAUAACGAAAUCGUGCAAGGAUUUGAAACACAAGGUACCGGAGAUUUUAGAAGUAGAGGUGGACCCGAAGGGUGGGCCAAGGAUACAGGUGGCGGCGAUGAGAUUGUACAGCGAAAAAAGGGAGUUUGAGAAGAUUAGUUUGCUUCAAAGCUUGCAAGCAAUGGAGGCGGGGUUGAAGAGGUUUUUCUACGGGUAUAAGCAGCUGUUGGUGAUGGUUAUGGGGAGUUUGGAGGCUAAAGGGAACCGAGUUUUGGUGAGUCCAGAGGCUUGCGACUCACUGAGUCAGCUGUUCCUUGAGCCGACUUAUUUCCCGAGUUUAGAUGCAGCUAAAACCUUUUUGGGCGAGUUUUGGAGUCAUGAACACGGUGUGUCGGAAAAACGGAAUCGCAGGAAACAGUGAUAGGUAAAUGGAGGAGGAGCGGGUGGAUUCGAUGGGAACUCGGUUUGACAGACUCAGCUGCUUGAAAAUUCUAGUUUGAAAAAUCCAAUAGAUAUACACAGUUAUUCAUUUUCUUUUCUUUUUUUUUAAAUUAUUUGUACCAACAGUAUUCGAUAUUGUAAAAAUUUUGAAAUAUAUAUAUAUAUAUAUAUAUUUAUUGUAACA